Molecule: messenger RNA, 1797 nt
Organism: Coniophora puteana RWD-64-598 SS2
Lineage: Eukaryota; Fungi; Basidiomycota; Agaricomycetes; Boletales; Coniophoraceae
Exons: 12
Coding region: 1-1797 (598 amino acids)
Source: RefSeq, a predicted model, not a curated record
AUGCCUCCUGCACCCACGGCACCAAUGCCCGCUACACCAUCCCGGCAAGCUCGUUACGACGAUUCAUCUUACAAGCCUUCCACUUCUACCAAAAUCCGAGCUGAUGCUAACGACGCCUCUGUAGAAAAUAUUACUGAGUCCAUUGCUCGAACCCUGACCUUGAAGAGUGAGGCGCUAGGAGCCAUAUCUCAGGGGGAUGAAGAGGCUCGGGUCUGCGCAAGGCCAGCAGACUUGGAAUCCAACAUUGUCGCCACGGAGGCUCAAGCCAAACUCGAACCACACGAUGGUACAUCCAGGGGUAUUCAGAGUGAAGCUACAUGCAAGGCGGGUAAAGCCGUUUCCAGAGAUGCGAGCCCGGUUACCGAGGAAAAUAAGUCCGCCUCAAAGGAGGAUCAUAUCGCUAUGAAAAACGUUGUCCGGUCGCAAGCAUCCACCUCGGUCAAAGCCGAGUCCUCGUCCGCGCAAACUGGUGAGAGGACUAGGCCAAGUAAUAAUUUGCUCAGUUUGUUUGGAACAGAUGAGGAAGCCACUGAUCUUGAAGUUCACACUUCGUUCAAAUUCAUCAUGUACCCCAGCCUCAAGCCGAGAAGUAGCUCCAGAACACGCGCCAAUCAUGCCUCUUCUUCCGAGCUCAGCGUCAACCUAGAUGACCGUCACGCUACUGACUUCGAAAUGGGUACUAGAGGCUUUGUACGCCCCUCCCCUGCUGGGGCCCUGCUAGCCAGUGACGGCGACUCCGAGGACGAUAUUGAAGACAAACUUUCCGGAAGUGUCGGUUUAGAGACUCAAAGGUAUAUGGUUGAGCGAGUUCGCAAGCUCAGAUCGUCAGUCAAAGGGAACUCGGCAGGAGUCUCGAUACUAGAGGUGGAAGUUGACAAUCUGAAAAAAUCGCUCGAGCAAGUACAGAAAUCAGUCCAGGCGAGCGGACAGAAACAUCAAGAUUCGGUGAAGAACCUCCGCGGGCUAAUUUCUGAAGAGCUCAGAUCAAUGCAAGCGGCGAUAGAUUCCAAUAAAUCUCAAGUAGAGGCACAACUGCGCGCCUUCGUUGAGAAGCAUGUGGAGGCACGGCUACAGGAGUUGGUCAAAGAGCAUCGAGAACAGGCUACGGAUUUCUCAACAAGGCUCAGUAGAAUAACCGCCGAUUUGGAAUGCUUACGACCACAAACGCCACAGCAAUGCUCCGGAGGAUGGGAGCCUCAUAUCGAACGCCUAGAAGAACAUAUAGCCGUCUCAGGCGGGCUUUCACGUCCUUCGAGUUGGAAGGACGAUACUUCAGCGGAUGCCAGAGGUAUUCGUAGCUUGCAAGAUGAAUUAGCUGCGGCAACUGACAAAGUAGCGCUUUGGUUUGGAGAGGUACUCGCAAUGUCCACGAACAUCGUCGUCCCAGAUAUAACGGUGGAGAAGGAGAUGCGAAGCAAUUGCAUAUCCUCCCUGGUACGAGGCCCCGUCUUCAUACGUGAGAAUUCGCCUUCCAAGACGAAGCUGCCUAUCGACAGGCUUGCGCGACUUAAGCGAUCGACGUUGAACCAAUUCUGUGCGAGAAACCCCCAUGAAGCUAGACCCGGACCGGGCGGUAGCAGCAUCAGCCAUCUUGGUAUCAGCCCCGUCAAUGCUGGUGCCGUCGAUGCUCACCUCGCAACGACUUCUGCCUUGGCUAUUUUCAAGAUCGUUCCCGGCAACCAUAGCAUAGCGCACCUUUCUCUGACACCAAGCCCGGACUACCGCGUCCAGAAACAAGACAUCUAUAUCAGACAGCCUCGAUUGCCUGGAAAGAAAGGCAACAAACCGUACGGGUAG